Chinchilla lanigera (long-tailed chinchilla) is the source of this 489-nucleotide messenger RNA. RefSeq names its product regulatory subunit of type II PKA R-subunit (RIIa) domain containing 1 (gene Riiad1). Lineage: Eukaryota; Metazoa; Chordata; Mammalia; Rodentia; Chinchillidae. The record is from RefSeq and is a predicted model, not a curated record. The transcript is spliced from 5 exons. The coding region runs from base 38 to 316 and encodes 92 amino acids.
CUGAACAACCACCCGUCGCCUUGACGACCGCGGCAAGAUGGCUGCGCUACGGCAAACGCAGCUAGGACAGGACCCCGGGCUGCUGAGCCCGGAGAAGCUGGAGCAGCUGCGAAACUUCAAGAUCCAGACACGAAUUGCUAAUGAAAAGUACCUGAGGACCCACAAGGAGGUGGAGUUGCUUCUAAGUGGCUUCUUCAGAGAGAUGUUCCUGAAAAGACCGGACGAUGUCCUGGAAUUUGCUGCAGACUAUUUCACAGAUCCAAGACUUCCCAACAAGAUUCACAUGCAGCUAAUUAAAGACAAGAAAGUCAUUUAAUUAGCAAAAUCGCCGUGUUCAGCUGUUGGGAGAGACCAGACGGAGCCCAGCCUCGGGGUCAUCAGGACGCACGAGAGCCCGGCUGCCGGCAGCGUGGGUUUCCAGGCUGCCUUGGGUUCAGUCUGCUGUGGCAAAGGCUUUUAAAGAUCCUCAUUAAACAUAGACCUUCCUGC